CCGAAUGGGGAUAAUGCGUUGGAGCCGUUGCGAGGAAGCACCAAAAAUCCUCUAAACCCCAAUCCUUCUUUCAUACUCAGAACCUCCGAGAGAGAAGCGAUGGCGGCUAUUUCAGCUUCUUCUACCUUACAUUCGUUCUGCAGACCGACAAACCAUCAUCUUUCGUCGACUCGCCUUCUUCCUUUGUCCAAAACCCCCAGCUUCCGGAUCAGAACCACCGUGGAUUUCAAAACCUGCAGUAUCGAUGGGUUUCAAAAACAGAACCGCCGUGGGAUGAGGAAGAUGAGGUCGACUGAAGGAGGAGGAGAAGAAGGUGUUGCAGUUGCGGAGGAAGAACAACAGCCGCAGCAGCUGCAAGAUACUGUCUCUGUCCCUGUCUCACCUUCGGACACGCUCACCAUGUUUUUCCAGGCUGACGGAACUUUGAACGAGACCGCCAUUCCUAAGGUGACGAAGGCCUUAGAGGAUAUUGAAGGAGUUUCUAACUUGAAGGUCCGAGUGACUGAGGGUAUUGCCACUGUUGAGCUGAUGAAGCAGACAACAGUUCAGGCGACGGGGGUGGCAUCGAGCUUGGUGGAGCUCAUACAAGGGGUAGGCUUCAAGUUACAGACAUUGAAUCUGAGUUUCGAAGACGAAGAUGAGGUUCUUGUCUGAAACACCAAUAGAUUAGGGCCGCAUUUUUCCGAUUUUUGUUUAAGCUUUGUUCUUUGCUACACGCACGUCACAACUGGUGUGCAAACUCCAUUCAAACGAGUACAAAAUUACUCAUGUGAUUUGAACAUUUAUGUUGCAGAGUUUGAUAACUUUUAUUAA
Messenger RNA from Tarenaya hassleriana, 813 nucleotides. RefSeq lists its product as uncharacterized. Lineage: Eukaryota; Viridiplantae; Streptophyta; Magnoliopsida; Brassicales; Cleomaceae. The record is from RefSeq and is a predicted model, not a curated record. The transcript has 4 exons. Gene Ontology annotation, cellular component: chloroplast. Gene Ontology annotation, molecular function: metal ion binding. Bases 100 to 654 code for a protein of 184 amino acids.